AGCAGCACACUCUCUCACUCCAAAACCUGAUCUCUCUCUCUCUGUGGAAGGAGGGAGCGGAGGUGGAGGUAGUGGACCAUCAUGGCGGCCAUCGGAGGGUUGAAGGCACCGUACAGCAGCGCGAGCCUCUCCCGGGAUAGCCGUGCGGCGACGGCGGCGUCUCGGCGGCUAUCGUUUGCGUCGUCGUAUCUGUGCGGCGAGAAAAUCUCGCCGCAGUUGUAUUCUCUGCGGCGCCGUUCCGAGUGCGGUAGGACUCCGGCCAUUGUCUCGCCGAAGGCUGUGUCAGAUUCGCAGAAUUCGCAGACUUGUCUUGAUCCUGAUGCCAGCAGAAGUGUCCUGGGAAUUAUACUUGGAGGUGGAGCUGGAACUCGGCUUUACCCUCUUACAAAGAAGAGAGCAAAACCAGCGGUUCCCUUAGGAGCAAACUACCGUCUGAUUGACAUCCCUGUCAGCAAUUGCUUGAACAGCAACAUAUCAAAGAUCUAUGUUCUUACCCAGUUCAAUUCUGCAUCGCUAAACCGGCACCUUUCACGAGCAUAUGCAAGUAACAUGGGUGGCUACAAGAAUGAAGGGUUUGUUGAAGUUCUUGCAGCUCAGCAAAGUCCAGAGAACCCUAACUGGUUCCAGGGUACAGCUGAUGCUGUGAGACAGUACUUGUGGCUGUUUGAGGAACACAAUGUCUUAGAAUUUUUGGUUCUUGCUGGGGACCAUUUGUACCGUAUGGACUAUGAAAGGUUUAUCCAAGCCCAUAGAGAGACUGAUGCUGAUAUUACUGUAGCUGCACUUCCAAUGGAUGAAAAACGUGCCACUGCAUUUGGUCUGAUGAAGAUUAAUGAAGAAGGACGCAUCGUUGAAUUUGCCGAGAAACCAAAAGGAGAGCAAUUGAAGGCUAUGAAGGUUGACACUACUAUUUUAGGUCUUGAUGAUGAGAGAGCUAAAGAGAUGCCUUACAUUGCAAGUAUGGGUAUAUAUGUGGUGAGCAAAGAUGUCAUGUUAAGUCUGCUUAGGGAGCAGUUUCCUGGAGCCAAUGAUUUUGGAAGUGAAGUCAUUCCUGGUGCAACUUCCAUUGGCAUGAGAGUGCAAGCUUACUUGUAUGAUGGGUAUUGGGAAGACAUUGGUACUAUUGAGGCUUUCUACAAUGCCAAUUUGGGAAUCACUAAGAAGCCAGUGCCAGAUUUUAGUUUCUAUGAUCGUUCAGCUCCCAUCUACACCCAACCCAGAUAUUUGCCUCCUUCCAAGAUGCUUGAUGCUGAUGUUACUGAUAGUGUCAUUGGUGAAGGUUGUGUAAUUAAGAACUGUAAAAUUCAGCAUUCUGUGAUUGGCCUUCGAUCUUGCAUAUCUGAGGGUGCAGUUAUAGAAGACACAUUGUUGAUGGGAGCUGAUUAUUAUGAGACAGAUGCUGAGAGAAGAUUCCUGGCCGCGAAAGGCAGCGUUCCGAUUGGUAUUGGGAAGAACUCUCACAUCAAAAGAGCAAUCAUCGACAAGAACGCUCGCAUUGGAGAUGACGUGAAGAUCAUAAACCCAGACAAUGUCCAAGAAGCGGCAAGGGAAACAGAUGGCUACUUCAUAAAGAGCGGGAUCGUCACAGUAAUCAAAGAUGCCUUGAUUCCAGGUGGAACGGUCAUCUAAAACGUCUUUAUAUCUUCGUCCUCUACCAGUUGUGUUGGCUCCACCAGAGAAACAACAAAAAGCCCUUUAACAUUCUGAGUUUGUUUGUGUAGCACCAUAUAUAUAAAUAAUAUAAUAUCGGCUCUCAGUCUUGAUGUACUUUUGGUAGCAGCAGCAGCAGAGAGGAUUUCUUCUUUAUGAGCCAUCCUGUAAGGUCCUUUCAAUAAAAUUUCCAUCUCAAAUGCCUUUUUUUUCUGA
Messenger RNA from Diospyros lotus (date-plum), 1866 nucleotides. Its product is annotated as glucose-1-phosphate adenylyltransferase small subunit 2, chloroplastic. The coding region runs from base 82 to 1629 and encodes 515 amino acids. Gene Ontology annotation, molecular function: glucose-1-phosphate adenylyltransferase activity. The record is from RefSeq and is a predicted model, not a curated record. Lineage: Eukaryota; Viridiplantae; Streptophyta; Magnoliopsida; Ericales; Ebenaceae. Gene Ontology annotation, biological process: glycogen biosynthetic process. The transcript has 9 exons.